Molecule: messenger RNA, 4881 nt
Organism: Arabidopsis thaliana (thale cress)
Lineage: Eukaryota; Viridiplantae; Streptophyta; Magnoliopsida; Brassicales; Brassicaceae
Product: Disease resistance protein (TIR-NBS-LRR class)
Exons: 6
Coding region: 57-3800 (1247 amino acids)
Biological process (GO): response to stress; defense response; signal transduction
Molecular function (GO): NAD+ nucleosidase activity, cyclic ADP-ribose generating; ADP binding
Source: RefSeq, marked reviewed
AAAGAGAAAAAAAUAUUUUGGAACAGAAGGAUGGAUUCCAUCCAAGUAUUCAACCAAUGAAAAAAACACGCGGAUCAUUCCUCGAAUGUUCAGCGCCACAAUCUUUUCUAUCUAUCCAAUACACUUGUAGAAGAGACUUUCCUCAAGUGGACUUGUGUAAUCAUCGACCUCCUCUAAUGGCUUUUGCUUCUUCUUCCUCUUCUAUAGUUCUCUCCAAAUGCGAAUUCGACGUGUUCGUGAGUUUCAGAGGCGCGGAUACGCGUCAUGACUUCACUUCUCACCUCGUUAAGUACCUGCGUGGGAAAGGUAUCGAUGUUUUCUCCGAUGCCAAACUCCGGGGAGGUGAGUACAUCUCGCUUCUCUUUGACAGGAUCGAGCAAUCGAAGAUGUCAAUCGUUGUCUUCUCAGAGGAUUACGCCAACUCCUGGUGGUGCUUGGAGGAAGUCGGGAAGAUUAUGCAGCGCAGGAAAGAAUUCAAUCAUGGAGUUUUACCGAUCUUCUACAAAGUCAGUAAAUCUGAUGUUUCGAAUCAGACAGGGAGUUUUGAAGCCGUAUUCCAGAGCCCCACAAAGAUUUUUAAUGGAGAUGAACAAAAAAUUGAGGAAUUGAAGGUUGCUCUGAAGACAGCUUCCAAUAUCCGUGGCUUUGUAUAUCCUGAGAACAGCUCGGAGCCUGAUUUUUUAGAUGAAAUCGUGAAGAAUACUUUCAGGAUGCUGAAUGAAUUGUCUCCAUGUGUAAUCCCUGAUGAUCUACCAGGAAUUGAAUCACGUUCCAAGGAACUGGAGAAGCUAUUGAUGUUCGAUAAUGAUGAAUGUGUCCGUGUCGUUGGAGUUCUUGGGAUGACUGGUAUCGGCAAGACAACGGUUGCUGAUAUCGUAUAUAAACAGAACUUCCAGAGGUUUGAUGGAUACGAGUUCCUUGAAGACAUUGAAGAUAACUCUAAGCGGUAUGGAUUACCUUAUUUGUACCAAAAACUCCUCCAUAAAUUAUUGGAUGGAGAAAAUGUUGAUGUCAGAGCGCAGGGAAGACCGGAAAACUUUCUAAGGAACAAGAAAUUGUUUAUUGUGCUGGACAAUGUGACCGAAGAGAAACAAAUAGAAUAUCUUAUCGGAAAGAAGAAUGUGUACAGGCAAGGAAGUAGGAUUGUUAUAAUAACAAGAGACAAGAAACUGCUGCAGAAAAACGCUGAUGCUACAUAUGUGGUUCCCAGAUUAAAUGACAGGGAAGCUAUGGAGUUAUUCUGCCUUCAGGUAUUUGGCAACCACUAUCCCACGGAAGAAUUUGUGGAUCUAUCAAACGAUUUUGUUUGUUAUGCUAAAGGGCUUCCGUUAGCUUUGAAGUUGUUAGGUAAGGGUCUAUUAACCCAUGAUAUAAACUACUGGAAGAAGAAAUUGGAGUUUUUACAGGUAAAUCCAGACAAGGAGCUUCAGAAAGAGCUGAAAUCGAGUUAUAAAGCACUUGAUGAUGAUCAGAAGAGCGUAUUUCUGGACAUAGCAUGUUUUUUCAGGUCAGAGAAAGCAGAUUUUGUUUCAAGCAUUCUGAAAUCAGACGACAUUGAUGCUAAAGAUGUGAUGAGAGAACUUGAGGAGAAGUGCCUUGUAACCAUUUCUUACGAUAGGAUUGAGAUGCAUGAUCUAUUGCAUGCAAUGGGGAAGGAAAUUGGAAAAGAAAAAUCCAUCAGAAAGGCAGGCGAACGUCGUAGGUUGUGGAACCACAAAGAUAUUCGUGAUAUCCUGGAGCAUAACACGGGCACUGAAUGUGUUAGAGGCAUCUUCUUGAACAUGUCUGAAGUCAGAAGAAUCAAGCUUUUUCCUGCUGCUUUCACGAUGUUGUCAAAACUCAAAUUCCUGAAAUUCCACAGUUCUCAUUGUUCUCAGUGGUGUGAUAAUGACCAUAUAUUUCAGUGCUCCAAAGUCCCUGAUCACUUUCCAGAUGAGCUUGUUUACCUUCACUGGCAGGGGUAUCCCUAUGAUUGCCUGCCAUCAGAUUUCGAUCCAAAGGAACUUGUCGAUCUUAGUCUGCGUUAUAGCCACAUCAAACAACUGUGGGAAGAUGAGAAGAAUACAGAAAGUUUAAGAUGGGUCGAUCUCGGUCAGUCAAAAGACUUGCUAAAUUUAUCAGGUUUAUCCAGGGCCAAAAAUCUUGAAAGAUUGGAUCUUGAAGGCUGUACGAGUUUGGAUCUCUUGGGCUCAGUAAAACAGAUGAACGAACUUAUUUACCUGAACCUCAGAGACUGCACAAGCCUUGAGAGUCUUCCAAAGGGAUUCAAAAUAAAAUCUCUUAAGACUCUGAUCCUCAGUGGUUGCUUAAAACUUAAGGACUUUCAUAUUAUAUCAGAAAGUAUUGAAUCCCUUCAUUUGGAAGGCACAGCAAUCGAACGAGUUGUUGAACACAUCGAGAGUCUUCACAGCCUUAUUUUGCUGAAUCUCAAGAAUUGUGAGAAAUUGAAGUAUCUUCCCAACGAUCUUUACAAGCUGAAAUCUCUCCAAGAACUGGUUCUCUCUGGUUGUUCAGCGCUGGAGAGUCUUCCGCCCAUCAAAGAGAAGAUGGAAUGCUUAGAGAUUUUGCUUAUGGAUGGAACGUCUAUCAAACAAACACCUGAAAUGAGUUGUUUGAGUAACCUCAAAAUUUGUUCGUUCUGUCGACCUGUUAUCGACGAUUCCACAGGGUUGGUAGUUUUACCUUUCUCGGGCAACUCUUUUUUAUCAGACCUCUAUCUCACGAACUGCAAUAUUGACAAAUUGCCAGAUAAAUUUAGCUCCUUACGAUCGUUGCGGUGUCUAUGCUUAAGCAGAAACAAUAUAGAGACCCUACCUGAAAGCAUCGAGAAACUUUACUCUUUGUUGUUGCUUGACUUGAAGCAUUGCUGUAGGCUCAAAUCUCUUCCUCUGCUUCCAUCUAACCUACAGUACUUAGAUGCUCAUGGGUGUGGUUCUCUGGAAAAUGUUUCAAAACCACUAACGAUUCCUCUCGUAACCGAGAGGAUGCAUACUACUUUCAUUUUUACGGAUUGCUUCAAGCUGAACCAAGCGGAGAAGGAAGAUAUUGUAGCUCAGGCCCAACUCAAGAGUCAGUUACUGGCAAGGACAUCUCGUCAUCAUAAUCAUAAGGGACUACUUCUGGAUCCUCUGGUUGCCGUUUGCUUUCCAGGACAUGACAUACCCUCAUGGUUCUCCCAUCAAAAAAUGGGAUCUUUGAUAGAAACCGACCUGCUUCCACACUGGUGUAACAGUAAGUUUAUUGGAGCUUCACUAUGUGUUGUUGUCACCUUCAAGGAUCAUGAAGGUCAUCAUGCCAACCGUUUAUCUGUAAGAUGCAAGUCCAAAUUCAAAAGUCAAAACGGUCAGUUUAUCAGCUUUAGUUUCUGUCUUGGAGGGUGGAACGAGUCAUGUGGAUCAUCUUGCCAUGAACCACGGAAACUUGGAUCUGACCAUGUGUUUAUCAGUUAUAACAACUGUAAUGUGCCAGUCUUCAAAUGGAGCGAAGAGACUAAUGAAGGUAAUAGAUGUCAUCCCACUAGUGCCUCAUUCGAAUUCUACCUUACUGAUGAAACCGAAAGAAAACUAGAAUGCUGCGAGAUUUUAAGGUGUGGGAUGAAUUUUUUAUAUGCUCGAGAUGAGAACGACCGUAAAUUCCAGGGAAUACGGGUUACAGACACUGUUGAGCGUACAUCUAGUGAGGCUCUUGUAACCAUUCGAGGUCAGUCCCACUCACGGAUUGAAGAGAGAAGAUAUGGCAGAAUAAGAGAUGAAAUCAUGGAUAUGACUGGAUCCUCCAUGAUAGGAGGUCCCGAGUCUUAAAAACAAAUGAAAGACCCUUUGGUGUGUCGACAGGGACUUCUAUCAACUAACCUGGCUGCAGCUUGACUUUGAGCUUAUCGUUGAAUGUGACUGGUUCGAUGCCAUUCGAAGCUGAUUGAUGAAGUCGUCACUAGACAACUACUGUGUCACUUCAAAAGACAAAACAGAGUAUGGUCUUUACUCUUUGUUUCUCCCUUUACUGUACAUCACAUGUAUGCUCAAUUUCUAGAUUUUUGUCGAACAACUGGUCCAAAAGGCUCCAUUGUUUCAUAAAGUGUUUCUCAAAAUAAUGCUCUGGAAAUUGAAGGGAAAAAUGAAGAAGUUGCUGGAGAGAUCCCAUUUCUUGGGUGAUAAGUAGACAUAUAGGCUUAGAUAUAUGUCUUAGAUUGUGUUCUAUAAUGGAUGAAAAAAAUGGUGUAUUACGUUGUAUAGAUGAUAUUUUUUGGGUAAAAGUUUUUGGUUUGAAGCAAAAGGAUCAACGAUGAGCAGAAGUUUUGUUCGUAGCUAUAUAUUUUUUGGGUAAAAAAUUGUGCAUUACGUGAUUUCUCCGCGAGACCACGUUCUUUAUUAGGUUGAUUCGAUCCAAACUCAUCGACGUGAAUUUCCGAACAAAACACUCUUAACCUCUAAAUUUAUUGUUUAAAUUUCAAUUCUUUGCCUACAGGCUUAAGAACCUUUGGGUUUAGAAAAGUUGCUGAGUCUGAACAAGAAUGCGAAUAUGCAAACGAUGAUUUUGUGAGAGGUAAACCUGAGCUUACGUUGGAUAUUGAAAUCACGAGAUUGAAAAGUUUUGUCACAGGACAACCUUUCAUGUUUGAAGGAAUCCUACCAGGAUUGGUUUCCCCGGAGACUAUGAUAGCUUAUUUUAUGGCUAUUAAGGAGAAAUUAAAGACAGCUUUAGCAAAGGAUAUAUCAAAACCACUUUAUGAAUUAUUGGUCUUUUUAUAUUUUAUCUUUGGACUAAUUAUUUAUUUUCUUGUUGUUGUUCUGUUGCUCGACUAAAACUAAUUCUUUAGUGGUUUAAUUGUGAGAUUAUGAGAUUUUGGACUUUUUUUUACGUGUUAGUUUGAUAAUCUUAAAG